Messenger RNA from Elaeis guineensis (African oil palm), 960 nucleotides. RefSeq names its product SWR1 complex subunit 6. Gene Ontology annotation, biological process: chromatin remodeling. NCBI's taxonomy places the organism in Eukaryota, Viridiplantae, Streptophyta, Magnoliopsida, Arecales, Arecaceae. The record is from RefSeq and is a predicted model, not a curated record.
UCCGACGGUGAAAGAUCAGGCAACAGACCAAACGGACCGUUGGAUUAAUCGUGCGCUACAACAAGGCCGCACCGAUCGGAGCCGUCACCAAGACGAUCUCUGCUUUAAUACUUGCCUUCGCAUCCACCCUUUUUCUCCCUCUCUCUCUUUGGGGCAAUCUCAGCGGUCUCUUUGCUCACAGGGUGUUAUUCCAUGGUCCAAAGAAUCGCUUCCUAACCCUAGAUUUCGAGAGCUCUCCGAGGAUUUGAGCUGCCAUGGACGAGGAGAACACGGGGCCCUUCCGCCGGACCUCGAGCCGGACCAGGAAGAUGGCGUCGAAGAUGGCCGCCGCUCUCGCCAGCACCGAUAACCGCACCCAGGCAGCUCUUGCUCGUCUUGAGGCAUUGGAAAGCGACAAUGCUGGAGCAGAGGUGGUAGAGAUCAAUGAUGACGAUGAUGCUUCUCUCGACGAAGAUGAUCAAGUGUACAUUCAAAAGAAGCAGUCCAAGAGCAUGAAGCGCAAGACUAGACUGGCAAAAGCACUGGAGAAUGCAAAGAAGGCACCAAGGACAUUCAUGGAGGUGUUACAGGAUGCAAAUCUAGAGGCCCUGCCUCCACAUGUUCCCUCCUAUUUGAGGGCUGCCGUAGGCCCCCCAAGCACUACAUCCCGUCGCCAUUUCUGCACGGUUUGUGGGUAUACUGCCAACUACACAUGCGUUAGGUGCGGAAUGCGAUUUUGUUCAUGUCGUUGUCAGGUUAUACACAAUGACACUCGAUGUUUGAAGUUUGUAGCCUGAUCUUUGGCUUGCUGGUUCUCAAGAGCUCUACCAUGAGAUUGCAAGUUGUAUACAUUAGGUGGAGUUAGGUUUGAUCAAUGCAGAGGUGGUUUGCUCCCUCUUUGUAAAAAUUAUGUUAAAUCACGUUGUAUCUGGUAAUAUUUGAGAGAGCAAAAGAUUUGCAUUACAGAUAUGCACUUCCAUC